Messenger RNA from Hirsutella rhossiliensis, 792 nucleotides. Its product is annotated as licD family domain-containing protein. The coding region runs from base 1 to 792 and encodes 263 amino acids. The transcript has 6 exons. The record is from RefSeq and is a predicted model, not a curated record. Lineage: Eukaryota; Fungi; Ascomycota; Sordariomycetes; Hypocreales; Ophiocordycipitaceae.
AUGAAGAGCCGACUUUGCGCAACGCUGCUGUUGCUGCUCGCGACAGCCUCACCUGCCGCGGCUGGCCACCGACUCUCGAGGAGAGAUCCAGUGCCCAUCGACGAGAACCAGUAUCCAGAGCCCAAGUAUUUCAAGGAAGCCAACGCCCACGCGCAUUACGAUGCUCGGUUCCUGGUUGAGCCCCUCGAGGAGGAGCCUCAUCGCGACGUCAUCCGGACUCUGAUCCAGACGUAUCUUGACACCUGCCGGGGUCUCGGUCUUCAGACAUGGCUGAUGCAUGGGAGCCUGCUUGGCUGGUGGUGGGGAAAGAAGGUCAUGCCUUGGGACUUGGAUGCCGACGUGCAAGUCACCGAGGCCGACAUGUAUUACCUCGCCGCAUACCACAACAUGACCGUCUACUACUACCAGUACGGUCGGAUGGAGAGGGGUCGUUAUUUUCUGCUCGAUGUGAAUCCCCACUUCAAGCAUCGCGAGACGGACGACACGCUCAACCUCAUCGAUGCCCGCUGGAUCGACAUGGCCACGGGCCUGUUCAUCGACAUCACGGCCGCGAGGUACCAUCUGGACCACCCGGCCGGGCAAGGGAUGCUCUACGACAAGAAUGGGCACGAGUAUCGAGACACGUACGUGUUUCCGCUGAGAAACACCACCUUUGAAGGCGUGCCCGUCAUGAUCCCAUUCAAGUACCAAGAGAUGCUCGAGUCCGAGUACGGCAAGGAGGCGCUGACAAACGAAAAGUUCAUGGGGCACGUCUUCAAGCAGGGGAAUAUGCAAUGGGUCCUCGGACCAUAG